GAAUAACCCAUAUCUUUAGGAGCUUCUAGGUUCUGUGCUAUCCAAAAAUCGGGUCCACAAAAUUGCUCUUCCCUAUAUUCAGACACAACCCCUGUUUUUCCUCCUAUUCCCCAAAUAUACUUUGAUUUCGUCUGCCGGUUUUCCAUUUCCAUAAUUCCAUUACUAGACUGUGUUGAUCUCGCUGCUGAAAGUAAGGACAUCGCAUUUUCCAGUGAUCUUCUGAAAAUCGUUGGAGGUUCUCAACAAUUUGGAGCUUAAUUACAACCCAGAGAGAGAGAGAGAUAGAGAAAAUGAAGUCAGGGAAAGAAGAGAAGAUAGUGGGGCCCAUGUUUCCAAGGUUACAUGUAAAUGACACAGACAAAGGAGGGCCAAGAGCACCUCCAAGGAACAAGAUGGCUCUUUAUGAACAACUUAGUAUCCCUUCUAAUAGAUUCACUCAUUCUGCAGCCAGUUUGAUUCGUCCUUCUAGCCAGUUUUUCCAAAUUGCAAUGCUUUGCCUCUUCUGCAAAUUGGCGACCGAUCAGAAUAAAGCCUUCUCGGCUUCAUCAGCCGAAGAGAAAGCUGAAGGUUUGAAGAAACAAACUGAUAGCGCUGGCGAGUUGAAUAAUAAUAACCGUGUUGGGUACAACCCUGACAGCAGAAGGUGCAACCCUUUUGUAUUGGACAGUAAUAUCAUGGCAUUGGAAGGAAGAAGUGAGUCUACCUCAGUUAUGGAUUUUCCAUCCAAGGGUCAGGAUAUUUUGCAUGAUAGAAGUGAAUCUACCUCAGUUAUGGAUUUUCCAUCCGAGGGUCAGGAUCUUUUGCAUGAUGAUAUCAGUAAUAAAACAGAUUUUCAAAUGGAAAGAGUUGACAGUUUGUCUGAAAAUUCUGUGGUGGAUUCAAUCUCCGGACUGGAUAUAACUCCCGAUGAUGUGGUAGGCUUAAUAGGUCAGGAACAUUUUUGGAAAGCAAGAAGAGAAAUCAUUAAUCAACAAAGAAUAUUUGCCGUUCAAGUAUUUGAAUUGCAUCGACUGAUAAAGGUCCAGAGACUGAUAGCCGCAUCACCACGUAGUUUGCUCGUGGAUUUCACCAAACCAAUCAAAGCUUCUCCUGGGAAAAGAAAAUCCCUAAAUAAUCCUGUUAAAAAAAGCCCGCACGUUCCUAAGCCGAAAGGCAGGCCCGAGAAGCUGGUUCAUAAGACCAAAACAACUGUAGAAAAUGCUUCCGAGAAGAAAAUACCUUCUGCUUCUAUUCCGAGCUUCAAUUCUGGGCCAUGGGGCUUCAGUCCUCAGCCGCUCGGUAACCAUUGGUUGAUUCCUGUGAUGUCCCCUUCUGAAGGGCUGGUUUACAAGCCGUACACUGGGCCUGGAUUCAUGGGCCCAGCCUACGAAGGAUAUGGGCCUCCCGGGUCAAGCCCACUGAUGGGCAAUUUUCCAAAUCCAAUGUAUGGUAUGAGCAGGCCUGCAUUUUCGAGCUCUUCCACCGGACAAUCGAGCGGGAUACCCUUUCUGGGCCGGGCUUUGGCCCGGGAUGUGGCGGCCCACCAGAAGCCCAACUUGAAGUCGACUGAGGAUGUUGAAACACAAACUAGCUUUGCGAGUAGGAGUGUGCUCCCGCUUUUCCCCACUUCCCCAACUGCUGAUGGGCCGAAAUCCGGCCCGCUGAAACUCGAGCCCGAAGGCCCGACUCGUGUGAUCAAGGUUGUGCCUCGUAAUGCGAGGUCUGCAAGUGAAUCUGCUGCUAGAAUUUUUCAGGUGAUACAGGAAGGAAGAAAACAAAAUGAUUUGCCUUAAGCCCUUUGAACAUUGUUCUUGUGUGUACUAGUUUUAUAGAUAUGGUUGGAUUAAGUGUGUGCAUGACAGUUAAAGUUAGUUAACAGGUUUAGUUUAUUUUUACAGGCACUUGUUGUUUUGAAAUUUUGGUAGCCAACAAUUGUAUCNGGGUAGAAUCAAGUGUAGUCAGUCAAGUCAAGUCAUAGGUAACUGUAAACAUGUCGAAAUUGAUUAUUGCUGGAAUAUGGUAUUUUUUAUUUGGAACUAUACUAAUUUUCUCCCUUAAUACUCGGGUUGCUAAAGUAGAUCAAAAGCAGUGUGAAAUUCUUGGGUCGGCGUGGGCCGUGGUGUC
Messenger RNA from Striga asiatica, 2103 nucleotides. The record is from the annotation of a GenBank genome assembly. Lineage: Eukaryota; Viridiplantae; Streptophyta; Magnoliopsida; Lamiales; Orobanchaceae.